UUCCCAGUCACAGCCGCUAUGAGGUCUUCAGCUGCGCUAGAAAUUUUCGCAUUGUUUUUGAGUUACCUGACUCUCGUCACUAGAGCUGAUGACACCAAGUUGAGCAUUCACUACUCCGAUGGCGGCAACCUUACAACGAUCUCAGCCUCGUCGCUGGAGACGACGUCUGAUACAGACUUGCUGCUCACCUGCUCAGUUCUCAAGGAGUGCGCUAAUGACAAGGAUGAACUUACGUGGACUGAAGACGGCCUAGAACUAAAGGACCAAAUGUAUGGUGCCGGAAAAGAUGAACUAGUUCUGGAGAAAACUGUGAAAAUCAGCGCGCCAGCAUGUGGUAGAAACCUGACCUGUAACCGCUCACACAACCAAGACACUACCAGCCUUAGGAGCGUCACCGUGAACUGUACUGUGAAGGCGGAGGAAGUCUACGAAGCUCCAGAGUCGUACUCUGUAGGCGCGAUAAUUGGAAUUUUGUGCGGCCUCAUCGUAGUGCUUGGAAUAUUGGCCGUUGUAUUGAAUAAGGUGAUGUAAAGUCUGUGACGAGUGACAGGAUGAAGAAAAUCUAUGAGUUGUUUGUUUAUUGUUGUGGUAUAUAAUAACAAUGAAACCUAAAUAUCGCAAACGGUGGCGAAUACUUUGUGCAUUAAUGCGCUAGCUACUCCGAGCAAGAGUUUCCUCCUUUUGUAAUACACGUUAUUUCGAGUAUUAGUUACCCCGUUACCAGCACUUCCCGCUUAGAAUGUGAGUUCCUACCUAUGUAAUACCAGUGAAUUGGAGUACGAGUUAAUGAAUGUAAGUUCCACAUGUGCAAUAAUAGUGAUAGUGUAUCGUCUAAGCUUGAAUCUAAUGUCAUUUAAUUAUAGUUGAAGAUUUCUGCGAUUUAUUAGAAAGACGGGACAUUGUACAUGAGUUUCACGUGUCUCGACUGUAAUUGUAAACAGUGUCGGUAAUGUGCAAUAACUUGGAAUUUGUUUUCUAAUUAGUUUUUGUUCCACACCUGUUAAUGGAACUAGAAAUAAAAAUACAAUUUUAAUGUUGUAAGAGCAACGAAAAUAAAUUAUUUCCUUGUGGUAUUGAAUUAUUUUCUGAUCAUUGCUUCAAGCGAAGCAAUGAUCAGAAGAUCAGGCAAUGUCAGAAGAAAAUUUUUUUUAUUGGUGAAUUUAAUUAUUUGGUUUACAUGAAUAUUGCACUAAGGUGCUAAUUAUAUUGUUAAUUGUCCAAUGAAAUUAUGGUGUGUUAUAGAGACAUAGUGUGAUGAGACUAAUUAUUAAUUAAAAAUGAAAUAUAUGAAAAAUUCUUGUUUAAUUU
Messenger RNA from Hyalella azteca, 1308 nucleotides. RefSeq lists its product as uncharacterized. The record is from RefSeq and is a predicted model, not a curated record. NCBI's taxonomy places the organism in Eukaryota, Metazoa, Arthropoda, Malacostraca, Amphipoda, Hyalellidae. The coding region runs from base 19 to 531 and encodes 170 amino acids. The transcript is spliced from 4 exons.